Apodemus sylvaticus (European woodmouse) is the source of this 1041-nucleotide messenger RNA. RefSeq names its product transmembrane protein 61 (gene Tmem61). Lineage: Eukaryota; Metazoa; Chordata; Mammalia; Rodentia; Muridae. The transcript has 3 exons. Bases 253 to 843 code for a protein of 196 amino acids. The record is from RefSeq and is a predicted model, not a curated record.
GACAAUCCAGGGACUAGGAGUCAGGGGGUGGGUGGCUUCCCAGUGGGAUUCUCAGCUGCUGGGAGGGGUGACAAGGAGGGAAGAAACAACCUCACGGAGCCCUGGGCUCAAGCUUACUGUGGACGAAAGCAGGGACCUCAAGGAGCAGCCGGUGAAGUGCCGAGGCUGCAGCUGUGGAAAGCUGCCAGAGCCUCCCCAGAUGCUCAGCCACCAGGCCUUCUAAUGCGCUGGGCUCUCCCUUAGACCAGCCCGAUGGCUGCACGCGAGAUAUGCGUCAGAGGCCGGGUGGCCUCCACAGUGCGUUACUGCGUGACGAUUGGUGGCACAGUGGUCCUGGUGGCUGGGAUACUCUGCUUUGCGUGGUGGAGCGAAGGUAAUGCCGCUGUCCAGCCAGGCUCGGACCCCGCCGUGAAGCAGCCGUUGCCUGAGAUGCCCCUGACUUGGCUUAAGUCUGUCAGCUUCCUCUGCUGUAGCAUGGGCAGUAUCCUUCUGUUCCUUGGCCUGCUUUGGUCCAUCCAGGAAAGGACAAAGAAGUCCAGCCAGGGGGACCUCUACCGACUCUCUAGAGACCUGUAUCACCUUGCUGUGGAGUCCUCUGAGAAGGAGAGCUACAGGCCUCCCAAGGACGCUGCCAUUCCCACUUACGAGGAGACCAUGUACUGCCCACUGGCCGAGGGUCCCCCGCAAUUCCCCAUGCAACCUGAAGAAGACCUCCAGUGCCACGCCCCUAGGGGUGCCCGGCUGGGGUCAACAUUCCUCUCAGCCCCACCCAGCUACGAGAGCAUCAUCCUCGCUCAGGGGCCUGUUUCUGCAUCGAGUGCUGCAAGCUCCAGGCCUGGAUGAGCUCAGGCUCCAGGAGAGUGACAGGUCUCCAGCAGGCUGUGAAAGCGGCCCCCACCUAACCAGCGAGCGAGUUGCUCGGGCCUCCACCAGUACUGGGCUCACAGCAGGCGUUCAGCAAGAGUGCUGGGUGCUGUUCGUGCAUCUGUUGCUGUGUGACCAUUCGUUAGCUUUAAAUAAACCCCACUUUGUUAUGCCUCA